AUGGGUAUGUCUCAAUUGAACUGGAGAUUCGUCUAUUUGCUUACAAUCGGUCUUCGAUUUGUUCUAGCUUUGGCGAACUCCUAUAUACAUCCAGAUGAACAUUUCCAAAGCUUAGAGGUGGCCUCUCUGCUAUGGCUAGGGUACCACACCAACAUACCUUGGGAGUUCACCUCUUCUUCACCAGCGAGAAGCUAUGUGCCAUUGGCAGUCCUAUACUACCCCAUUUUGAAGCUUUCGCAAUAUAUGGGUCUCGAAUUGCCCCUACAGAUAUGGUACCUAUCCAGACUAGUUCUAAUGGUGAUGUCAUGGAUGAUCACGGAUUGGUGUUUGUUUAGGAUGCUUCCUACUAAACAGGAGAGAAUCAAGGCCAUAUACUUCACGCUGACAUCAUACGUUACGCUAGUGUACCAAUCACACUGCUUUUCGAACUCUAUUGAGACAAUGUUGGUGAUGGGCGCUGUUUAUAUCAUCAACGAGCUUCGCUUCCUUUUUUCGCAGAAUGAUUCACAGUAUGAUAAGAGGGACUUGAGGAGGUUGGCUACGAUUUUUGGCGCGUUGGUUGCAUUUGGUAUAUUCAACAGAAUCACCUUCGCUGCGUUCUUGAUCUUUCCAUCUGUGUUUCUCCUUCAAAGUUUUUGGAAGUGGAAGUCACUUUUGUUCUUUGCAGUAUUGAGCUUCGCUGUGGUAUCUGGUGGGUGCGUGCUUCUCGACUCCGUGCUAUUUGGGUCGUUGUCGUUGGCAGAUAUUGUAAGAGAUCCAUGGAAAGCUUCUCAUUACGUCAUCACUCCAUUGAACAGUUUACUCUACAAUAGCAGCAUUGAGAAUUUGGGUAAGCAUGGGCUCCACCCCAGAUAUAACCACGUCUUGAUCAAUUUGCCUCAACUUUUUGGUCCUGGUCUCUUCCUUUUAUUCUGCCGUUUUCGAAACAGAUACUGGAGGACAACACCUUUCAUAAGUGCACUCAGUGGUAUUGUGUUUUUGUCAGCCGUGCCCCAUCAAGAGCUACGAUUCCUCCUUCCCGUGGUACCUCUUUUGUGCUCCUGUUUUGACUUAAGCCUCGGAUAUAAGGAUGAGGCGCCUAAAAAGUCUUGGUUAUUGUCGCCUUUGAUGGCUCUUUGGUUUGUAUUCAAUAUUAUAAUGGGUGUGCUUAUGGGCAUCUUCCAUCAAGGCGGCGUUGUUCCUGCUCUUGACCAAUUGCACGGGCUACAACUUCAAGAUACCGCACAAGUCUGGUGGAGAACGUAUUCCCCGCCAACAUGGAUGUUGGCAGACAGAGAGAAUAAUUGUCAGUUCAUCACUUUAAAUGCCGACAACCAUAAGUUUUCAUUUGACGAGAGCAAGAAGAGCUACGUGGUUGACGCCAUGGGAUCUGAUUUUGGAAUCGUUGACGAGCUAAUCAAGGAAUUACGUAAGAAGGUCGUCUUGGUGACGCCGAUUGCGUCUUUCAAAUCGCAUUUUGAUGACAGCCGGUUCCGCAAAAUAUGGAGUACUCCGUUCCACUUGGAUUUGGAUCACCUUGACUGGUCUGAUCCUAAAACUUUGCAACCUGGAUUAGCAAUCUAUGAGCUAGUCUAG
Molecule: messenger RNA, 1575 nt
Organism: Candidozyma auris
Lineage: Eukaryota; Fungi; Ascomycota; Pichiomycetes; Serinales; Metschnikowiaceae
Gene: SMP3
Product: glycosylphosphatidylinositol-alpha 1,2 mannosyltransferase
Exons: 1
Coding region: 1-1575 (524 amino acids)
Biological process (GO): GPI anchor biosynthetic process
Cellular component (GO): endoplasmic reticulum membrane
Molecular function (GO): alpha-1,2-mannosyltransferase activity
Source: RefSeq, a predicted model, not a curated record